UACAUACUGCCGUUAUCAUUACGAUGUCGCCCCCUUUUUGGCUGUCCCGAUAGCCGCACAUCUGACCUUCCCGAGCCACAAUAUAUCCCUCAACUUACUGCUCACACCCCGACUGUGCGAGCGGUUUUGCGCACAAGUAUCGUUGUUUUCCUCGAGCGCUAUAACUUUGAUUUCGUCUUCAUUGGGAGUGCAGGAGGAGGAAGGGAAAGCCCGCUGUGAUAUACGGGACAUGACAAGAUGGGAAAGUUGAUCAAGAACCACUUAGCAAGAUUAAUUGUCCUCACCGCAGCAAUUUGCCAGUUUGCCGCUGGUAUUCACGGAUUCUUCUGGCCGAAGGUCUUCUGGGACUUCCUCACCAAGAACCUCGAUGGAGCAGUUAAACCUGUCCCCGUCCUUCAGAUUUUCAAUGUAAUAUUUGGGUUGAUCGGUAUCGCGUUGGAAUGGCCUUUGAAGCCCAUUGCGGGAACCCUUGUCCACCGUAGCAUCGAAGCUCGAUUGCUAGUACUUCCGGUCAGCACCCUUCUGGCGGCCCUAUUAUAUCAGGGCACGAAUCCCGCUAUCUAUUAUAUCGUGGGAAUGAUUGUAUAUUUCUGGGGUUACAGCGAAGGCGAGGUUGUCUGCCCCGAACCAUGGACAUUGCCCAAGAGGCCGGCACGAGUUAUGAAAGUAUAAUGACCUAACUAAUUCCUUCCGCCUGGCUUUGAGAGCACAUGCAUUUUGAACUCUUCUGCUGAGGGAGUCAAGUUGGCCCGUGCCGUACCAUAGACGGUCCAGUUUUAGUCUCUUCCCAGCAACCUGUAUAUUUAUGAGAAGCUUUUUUACUGGCGCGGCAGAGCGUCUUGACAGGACAUUUCUGUGAUUUUCUUUUUAAAUGUUGACAGAUCCACUCGAUCUUGGGACUGAUUUGCCAAAAUGUUAAAGGUAUAUAUUUGUAUGUAACACAAAAUAAAUACGAUAUCCUGAACAUCACCA
Molecule: messenger RNA, 972 nt
Organism: Coccidioides immitis RS
Lineage: Eukaryota; Fungi; Ascomycota; Eurotiomycetes; Onygenales; Onygenaceae
Product: PRO41 protein
Exons: 3
Coding region: 238-672 (144 amino acids)
Source: RefSeq, a predicted model, not a curated record